GGAGGGGAGAAGGACAUAUAGCCGCCGGCGUCGCGACGCCCGCCCCCAGGAGCCGCCGCAGCUCGCCAUGAGAGCCUCGUGCCUGCCGACCCUGCCGUCCCUGCUGCUCGGCGCGCUGCUGCCGCUCCUGGCCGGUGGAGAGAUUAUGCAUCCCAACAACAAUGUGGCAAGCAGUCGUAUUAAAAGAAGCGUCAAUGUUGAAAAAGACCCUGCGUACUGGAACAACAAGGCCCAGGAGACCGUGAAGCAACACCUGUUCGCCGAGAGAAUCGAGGGUCGAGCCAAGAACGUGAUCCUGUUCCUGGGAGACGGCAUGUCCAUCCCGACCCUGACGGCCACCAGGCUGUACAUCGGCCAGAAGAGGGGGCUCUCAGGGGAGGGCCAGGAGUUGUCGUUCGAGCAGUUCCCUUACACCGGCCUGUCCAAGACGUACUGCGUGGACUCGCCGGUGGCGGACUCUGCCUGCUCGGCCACGGCCUACCUGUGCGGCGUGAAGGCCAACUACGGCACGCUGGGCGUGAGCGCUCGGGUCGCCAGGAAGGACUGUCGCGCGCAGAGGAACUCAUCCACCCACGUGACAUCCGUGUUCCAGUGGGCGCAGGACGCGGGCAAGGCGACGGGCCUGGUGACCACCACGAGGGUCACGCACGCCUCCCCCGCCGGCGCCUACGCCCACACCGCCAACCGGGACUGGGAGAGCGACGCCGAGGUGGCGCGCGACGGCGUCGACCCGGCCCGCUGUCCCGACAUCGCCCAGCAGCUGGUGCGCUCUUCGCCGGGCCAUAACUUCGAGGUGGUGCUGGGCGGCGGCAGGCGGUGCUUCAGGCCGAGGUCGACGGUGGACGAGGAGGGCAGGCGCGGGUCGCGGCUGGACGGGGCGGACCUGGUGGCCGAGUGGCAGGACGACAAGGACCUGCGAGGCGCCUCCAGCCACUACGCGUGGGACCGGCGCGGCCUGCUGGACGUAGACGUGGCCGCCACCGACUACCUGCUGGGACUGUUCGAGGCUGAUCACAUGGCCUACCACCUCGAUGCCGACAGCAGGUCGGAGCCGACCCUGCCCGAGAUGACAGCAGUGGCCAUCGCCAUGUUGCGGAAGAACCCGGAAGGUUUCUUCCUGUUCGUGGAAGGAGGACGGAUAGACCACGGCCACCACGAGAACCGGGCGCACAAGGCGCUGGACGAGGCAGAGCAGCUGCACGAGGCGGUCCGGCUGGCGGUGGAGCUCACCAACAGCUCCGACACCCUGGUCGUGGUCACCUCGGACCACGCGCACGUCAUGACGUACAGCGGCUACCCCGCCCGCGGCGGCCCGGUACUCGGUGUUGCCGGUUAUUCAGAUGUCGACACAUUACCGUACUCUACGCUGAGCUACGCAAAUGGACCCGGGUACAAACAGCCGCAGAAGAACGGUACCAGAUAUGACAUUUCUUCAGACAAAUUAGGUGACAAGGACUACGAGUUCCCGGCCAUGGUGCCGCUGCGUAGCGAGACCCAUGGCGGCGAUGACGUGGCGGUGUUCGCUCGCGGGCCCUGGGCUCACCUGUUCUCGGGCGUGUACGAGCAAAGUGUCAUCCCUCACCUGCUGGGCUUCGCUGCGUGCGUGGGUCCCGGCAUCACCGCCUGCAGCGAGACAGACACACUGCCUUGGACUGCGCCUGAGCAGUUCUUGUAGCACCACCUCGUUGCAAGCCUGUGUACCUUCACACGCUCUUGUUUUCCACGCUGUGUUGUUUCCUACAGCAACACUAGAAAUAAUUGGGUGAUGUUUGGGCUUUGAAUCAAAACCAUUCUUUUCUGAAUUAUUGAUUUUAAUAACCAGUCGUUGCAUACAUACCUUACAAAGUUUGUUGUUGUCAGUGAAUCCAUCAUGGAUCAACAUUCUAUACCUAAUUUGAUACUUGACUAGUUAACGAAUGUAUUAGAUAUCAGAGAUAACCAAGUUAAAGUAUUGUGUGUGUUCAUUAAGGAGCUUGGAAUUUUUGUUUCCCAAUGAAUUAAUAUUAUAUUUUUUAAAACAUCUUUAUAAUUCCAGUCUAGAAAAUGUAUAACUGUUGGAAAUACUCAUUGAAAUAUUAAGAUUUUAAAUCAAAAUUUUUUUAGUACUUAAUAGUACUAAAUAUUAUAUAGUAAAUACUAUACUAAAUAGUAUUAAACUAGUAAAAAUAGUAUUAAAUAUUAUACUAAAUAGUGUUAUUAUUGUGUCUUUUUCAGUCAGUUAAACUUGUUUUCAAAUGAAAAUUUUACUUACAUCAUGCAGCAAUUAAGUUAUGUGGAAUAAAAUAAUAUAUAAGCCCUAAUUAAACAGGAAAAUAUUACCAAUAUUUUACUUUAUUUAAUAUUAACUUUAAUUGAAUGAUGAAUCAUUUAUAUUUCACUUGCUCACACCAGUGCUUAAAGUUAUCAAAUGCAAUAAGGCUUCAUUAGAUUAUAUCCAUUAAAGUAUAAUUUAUUAUGCAUUAUGAAACUUUUAAGUAAUUAAUAGUACCUAUAUUUUAAACUCUAUUCAUAACCAUUCAUAAAAUUUAUGCAAUAAGAAAUGCUAUUGUUCAGUCGUGUGAAAAAAUUAAUUUUGGUAUCCCUUUACUUAACGAUGAUGUUAUAGAUAUCUGUACAAGCGAAACAAAACAUAAUCUAUUUCUCGUAGAUUGUUUGGGUAUAAGUAAACUAAAAAUUAUGCAAACAAAUUAAGUGCUUCUCGUAUUCGCAAUUACAAUAGUUUCUUUGGAAAUGUAGUCGCAUCAUUGAAAUAAAGAGAAGUCUGUUUCGGUCAAUAUCUCAGUUAAUGAGAGCGAGACACUACAUGUGAAUAUUGGAUGCUUAUUCUUCCCUUGUCUCUCGAUACACAGAUAUAUUUUAUGUUUUUUUUUUAAAUUCUUAAUUAGAAAUCUGGUUGUAAAAUAUUUUUUCUUGAAUUUGUUGUGUCUCUAGGAAAAAAGACGAGGCAGUUGAGAAAAUAUUCCAAUGGCAAUUUAUGUUUUGAUUUUAUGGUUGUAAAUUUUAAUAGUGUUGAUAGUCAAGCUAUUUGCUUGCGACAGUUAGUGAACUGAUGACAUGAUACUUAGUAAUUUUUACACAUAGAUACUAUAGCAUUUUUCGUGUGAUAUGUACAGAUAGAAUAUACCAAUGUGUUUUCGUGCAUAUAUGUGUAUACUUGUUAGUUAAAUAAGGUAAUAAAUUGACUUUUAAAA
Messenger RNA from Bacillus rossius redtenbacheri, 3191 nucleotides. Its product is annotated as membrane-bound alkaline phosphatase-like. Gene Ontology annotation, molecular function: alkaline phosphatase activity. Bases 68 to 1675 code for a protein of 535 amino acids. The record is from RefSeq and is a predicted model, not a curated record. The transcript has 10 exons. NCBI's taxonomy places the organism in Eukaryota, Metazoa, Arthropoda, Insecta, Phasmatodea, Bacillidae. Gene Ontology annotation, biological process: dephosphorylation.